AUGUGCCUGAUCCGCCGUCUUGCCGGAGCAGUGGCUUACUGUAUUGUUGCAGUCGCCUAUCAAACGGUGCCGAAAGCCUACUUCAUUGAAUUAUCCAAGAAUUUCUCACUCGACGGGAUUGCACCAAGCCCCGACACAUUCGUACAAAGGGCAACUGAGCUGUCCAUCCCUCUCCGGGUGCGCUACAAAUUCCUCGACCAGGCAGUGUUUUAUGGUCUGUCAGUAUCCCUCGAGCAUGACGGUCACGUCAAGAUGCUGCGGUCUCUUCAUGGUGUCGAGAAUGUCAUUCCCGUGCAGCAGAUGACGCACCCAUACCGCCCUUCGGUGGGAACCUCACGAGCAAGCAAGCGAGAAACACCUCCGGACGAGUCCGAUAUAAAGCAGCUGCAGCCAAGGUCUUCGCUCCCCCGACAUUCAGAGAUUGACUGGAACAGCCCGCACACCAUGACGGGCGUCGACCGUCUCCAUGCUCAGGGCAUAUUCGGCGAUGGCGUCCGCAUCUCUAUCAUCGACACGGGAAUCGACUAUCUACACCCGGCCUUAGGCGGCUGCUUCGGCAAGGGUUGCAAGGUCGAGUUUGGCUACGACUUCGUCGGCGACGAGUACGGCUCUCGCAACUUCACCCCGAAUCCGAGUGCGGACCCGAGACCCGGGUGCUACGCGGGGUUCCACGGCACUCACGUUGCAGGCGUCGCCGGGAUGGACGCCCCUCCCAACUCCUCCAGGUUUGCCGGCCUUGUGGGAGUCGCUCCGCGCGCUACUCUCGGUAUGUACCGGGUCUUUGGCUGCGACGGGACAACCUCGCAUGACGCCAUCGUCGCCGCCAUGCAGAAGUCGGUCGAAGCGGGCGCCGACGUCGUGAGCAUUUCCAUUUGCGAACUCGGCACGUGGUCCGGAUACCCUCUGUCGCCCCUCUCGGCCGCGGUCGCCGCUCUGAAAGCGAAGGGCGUGGCUGUCAUUGCUGCCGCAGGCAACUCGGGCACGCGGGGCAUGUUCUCCAUCAAGCUGCCGGCCGGGGCGGAUGAUGCGCUCGGCAUCGCUUCGGUCGAGAACUCCAAGUUCCCGACAUACCGGGUUCAGGACUCCAAAGGCGCCAACUUCCGCUACGGGUCGUUGUACCCCUUUCCGAAGGGCGCGUAUUCUGUUGUAUGGGCUGAUAGGGACAGCGGCGAUUACAACUUUGGCUGUUCCGCCUCCGACUACCCGCCAGCAAGCCAGCUUUCGGGCCCGAUAUCCAACUACAUCAUCGCCAUCAAGAGGGGGCGGUCGUGCUCGCCGACUCAAAUCCAGUCCCAUGCCAUCGCGGCCAACUACACGAGAGUCAUCACAUACCCUGACCCGACAAUCAACGAUGUGUUCGUCGAGGGUCAUGCAGCACCGGGCCCUUUUCUAACUGCAGACGGUUCGGAAUUCUCGAUGAGCAGCGCAGUUGAUGAUACCCUGUUCAACGCAGCUAAGAGACCGGGCACCUAUAAACUUUUCGUUGACUCUCAAGAGCCAUAUUUGGUUGACCAGCCCGGCGGUGGUUUGCCAAACAUGUUUAGCAGCAUUGGUCAGCUCCGACAACCCCGUUUCCUUCGUUCUCAACCUGGUAAGGUGGUGAUGUCUGACAGUUCUACAGGGCCCAAUGCAGACUUUGCGUUCAAACCUCAGCUGGCCGCACCAGGUGGGACGAUCCUAUCGACACUGCCCCUCAUGGAGAAGAGCCGUGGGUACGGAUUCGUCAGCGGGACUUCAAUGGCCACACCGUACGUGUCGGGUGUCUACGCCCUGAUCAAGUCUCAACUUCCGUCUCUAUCUGUCGAUGAGAUCUUUGCGCGCAUGCAGACGACUGCUAAGCAGGUCAGAAUGGCGGACUUUGACUUGACGGCCCCUGCCAUCCAACAAGGGGCCGGCCUUGUCCAUGCCUACAAGGCGCUCGUUUCAAAAUCAGCCAUUUCCCCAGGGGAGUUCAAGCUUGUCGAUGGCUAUGAAGCCGCAUUCACUAUCGGCAACCCCUCAGACGAUGAUGUUAUCUACACCUUUACGAACAUUCCAGCCGCUGGGGCGGUGGCCUUCCCGGAUAGUCGAAGCGGUUCCCCGGAGGUUGACUACAUCCCUCAGUCGUUCUCGGCAAAUAUCCAGUUCACACCUGGCGAUAGGAUUACGGUCCCUGCCGGUUCUUCACUUGAUGUGCCGUUCUUGGUGACCCCCCCGUUCGACAUAGAUCCCAGCCAAAUUCCCAUCUUUUCCGGCUUCAUUGGCAUUGUCUCGUCUUCCAAUGAGACCUUCACCAUACCCUAUAUGGGCCCGGCAUACAACUAUAGCAACGCGCCCGUUGUCGGAUUGUCGAACAUCACGAGGGCGCAGCGAUCCAACGCCCUGACACCAUUACGCGACCCGUUCUCUGCGCCGCAAGUCUUCUCCCAGGGAGAUAAGGUCGACAUUGGCGACUAUCAUUCUUUCUCGUUUCAGAAUUCUGAUUAUCCCGUGGCAUACUUUACAACACUCCAGCCAGUCAAAAAGUUCCGCUUCGACAUUGUCCGCGCCAGCACCAACUUCACCCCGACCUGGUAUGGUUACGAUCCUCACGUCAGACUGGACAACCUGACGGAGACCACAAUGGCAGAGAACAUCACCGUCGCAGGCGUCUCCAUCCUCGGCUCAAUAUCGGUUCAGAACGGAUGGCUCCCGCAUACUAAUUAUCAGGUAAGCUGGUCUGACAGCAUAUUGGACGUCAGAGCCGCCAGAGAACUGGGGUUGAAGAAGGGAUCCUACCGAGUCCUUCUGAGGUGGCUCAAGUUUUUUAAAGAUGAGAGUGAUCCUGGUUCUUGGGACAGCUGGAUGAGUGGCGUCAUUGACGUCUUGGAGGAUGUUUUCUGA
Molecule: messenger RNA, 2862 nt
Organism: Colletotrichum destructivum
Lineage: Eukaryota; Fungi; Ascomycota; Sordariomycetes; Glomerellales; Glomerellaceae
Product: Putative peptidase S8/S53 domain, Fn3-like domain, peptidase S8, subtilisin, His-active
Exons: 1
Coding region: 1-2862 (953 amino acids)
Biological process (GO): proteolysis
Cellular component (GO): membrane; cell wall
Molecular function (GO): serine-type endopeptidase activity
Source: RefSeq, a predicted model, not a curated record